Messenger RNA from Fusarium subglutinans, 1041 nucleotides. RefSeq lists its product as uncharacterized. The record is from RefSeq and is a predicted model, not a curated record. The transcript has a single exon. Lineage: Eukaryota; Fungi; Ascomycota; Sordariomycetes; Hypocreales; Nectriaceae. The coding region runs from base 1 to 1041 and encodes 346 amino acids.
AUGGACGAUUAUAAUCUUUGCCUGUUUAACGAGCCUGAAGCCGGAGCCUUUCUGAACGGCAAUACCUGCGUUCGGUCAACAUUGGACAAGAGGCAGCCAGUACACCACGAAAUCUUCCCCCCACCAUUCGAUAUCACCGAAGAUUGGUGCAUGGCCGCCGACGGGAAACGGCUGGAAGAGAGGGUCAUUCCAAGCGAGACGCUUGCUCUACUCUAUGCUCCUUUGCCACGACACCUAUCAACGGUUGACAAAGACAUCCUCAUUCUCAUGGCCGCUUUCACAGGAAACAUUGACCGUUACGUUCGACUAAGAAGACCUCGCCCCAUCAAUGGUGAAAUGCAGUGCAUGGUGCGCGGUAUCUACCACAAUACCUUUUUCGCCAAGUGGUGCUAUGAACAACCAGAGCUAGCGGUGCUCCGCAAAUUUGUUCGUGCGCGGUUCAUUAUGAACGACGAUCUGACGUGGCUCAAUAACGACAGGCAUUUCACCAAAGAGGACGUGCCACGCAUUAUAUGGUAUCCGCAAAUAGCUAAUCGCACAACGUAUCUCGAGCUUCUGCGUUUGAUCCCUGAGCUGAAGCAGCUCGUAGCUCAGGCAUUAGUGGUAUGCGACAGCCCAUCUGAAUUCGCGCGACUUGAACCAGACAUCACCCCAGAGAUAUACGCGGAGAUAAUGAGCCAACCUCGUUCGGAUGCAUUCCAAGAGUUUUUGCAUCAGCGGCUGUCGAACGAAGAAGAGGGGGAACUAGCUGAAUGGAUGGAGCUUCCGCAUGAUAUCCACGACGUGGCUCCUUAUGAUCAUUUAGUAUCGAAAGAAAUGAAACCCUGGUUCGCUAAAGCCCUCAAGGAGGUGACUUUGGAUGAUGUUGGUUUUGAGAACAGAGAAGUGUAUGAGCCAGAUACGAGAGAUGCUAGGGACUUGAUGCGCUACAUGUCUGCGUUCUCUAAGCAGCCGAGGGAUCAUUAUCGAGAAGAAAGAGACAGGAGGGUGAGAGCUGUAACGGAAGGGAACGGAAAUGUUUUAGAGUAUAAGACAAUUUAA